Messenger RNA from Elaeis guineensis (African oil palm), 1596 nucleotides. Its product is annotated as myb family transcription factor PHL7. The record is from RefSeq and is a predicted model, not a curated record. Gene Ontology annotation, molecular function: DNA binding; DNA-binding transcription factor activity. NCBI's taxonomy places the organism in Eukaryota, Viridiplantae, Streptophyta, Magnoliopsida, Arecales, Arecaceae.
UCCUGUGGACCUUUUUCUAAAAUCCCAAUCCGUACGACCCUCUGAUGAAAGUUGUUCUCCGAAAACUAGGGCAAGGCUGCGGGACGGAAGCCCUAACUCGUCCCUUCCUCCUCACUUCCACCGCCUCGAUUUCUCCGUUUAAAUUCUGCGUCGACCAAAUCUUUGCUUUUCCCUUCCGGAUCCCCAUCUAAGCGUCCCGUUCCCAGGGUCCAGUUUGACGACUACUUGUCCAUCGUGCGUUGCUGCGGGCCCGCGGUCUCCUUGUCCGGCUUCUCUCUGCCACGCCUCGCCGCCUCGCCGCCUUGGAUCUGGGCUAUAGUGCGGUGAAUUGGUUGUUUGGAUCGGAAAGCUGAGUUUGAAGGGGAUUCGGGUGCGGUGCAUGGGGGGAUUUUGGUUUAGGAGCUGGAAAUGAGUGUGGAGAUCAAUGGGUUGUGGAGGUGCUGAAUCGGGAGUUGAGAGAAUUAGUGAAUUGCUGUUAUAAGAGUCUUCGCACAAUGUACCAUGCAAAGAAAGUUUCGACUGUUUCCAUGGUCCCGCAUAAGGCCCAAGGCACAGAGCAACUUGCUAAUGCUGGUGUUAUGGGUGGAUCUAAUGUAAGCAAUCCAACUAAUUCUGGGGGAAGUGGGAAACAACGACUAAGGUGGACUUCAGAUCUUCAUGACCGCUUUGUUGAUGCAAUCACACAACUCGGUGGACCAGAUAGAGCAACACCUAAAGGGGUUCUACGAGUAAUGGGUGUACCAGGAAUUACAAUAUAUCAUGUCAAAAGCCACUUACAGAAGUACCGCCUUGCAAAAUAUCUACCAGAAUCUCCAGCUGAUGGUUCAAAAGAUGAAAAGAAGGAUUCUGCUGAUACCCUCUCUAGCAUGGAUUCUGCGUCAGGAAUGCAGAUCAACGAAGCUUUGAAAAUGCAAAUGGAGGUUCAGAAGCGGCUCCACGAACAGCUUGAGGUCCAAAGACAGUUGCAGCUGAGAAUUGAAGCUCAGGGGAGGUACCUACAAAAAAUCAUCGACGAGCAGCAGAAGUUAACUGGUGCACUUAAAGCCUCUGAGGAAAAACAAAACCCCUCAGAAUCUCCAUCCACUUCACAGGACUGCAUUGGUGACCCUUCUUCCCCACUCAAGAAACAAAAGAUUUCUGAUCAGUCGCCAGAUGCAACGCAUGAAAUGCCAGUAUCGGAGUCCAAGCCUGAUUUCAUUGGUCAGUGGGAUCGGGAGUUGUAUGAAAGGAGUGUUGCUGGUUUUUCUUUUGACUUGGGGUCAGAAUUUAAAGAGGGUGGAAAUAAUUGUGAGCUGCAGGAACACCAACUUGCCGGGGCUACUGCUAACAGAAGUUGAAAUGGUGGUCCAAAGCAAAGAGCUCGAUUGGUUGCUGGACCUGCCUCCAUUGUAUUGCUUCAUCCACACUGGAAUGUGUAAUCUUUCGUGAUCGAUGUUUGCAUUGUAUAAUUCAUGCACUCUAGGCCAUUUGUAAUUAUGUCUAGAAUCUAGUACAAGUACUGAUUCACUAAAGAUACAUAUAUUUUUUUCCCUCAUGGUAAUAUGGCAAUAGUAUUUGUAGUGGAAAGUGGAAACUAAAGAUUGGAAGCCAAUUGUG